Messenger RNA from Haliaeetus leucocephalus (bald eagle), 957 nucleotides. Its product is annotated as proto-oncogene Mas-like. Gene Ontology annotation, biological process: G protein-coupled receptor signaling pathway. Lineage: Eukaryota; Metazoa; Chordata; Aves; Accipitriformes; Accipitridae. Gene Ontology annotation, molecular function: G protein-coupled receptor activity. The transcript has a single exon. The coding region runs from base 1 to 957 and encodes 318 amino acids. Gene Ontology annotation, cellular component: membrane. The record is from RefSeq and is a predicted model, not a curated record.
AUGACUGAGGAGCUCACAACACUCCUUCCCCAAAGUAAUGCAAGCCAGGCUCAUGGGACUAAUCAGAGCGUGGCGGUGGAAAAGACAGAGGCAUCGUACGCUGUCCUCAAGUUCAUGGAGAGCUUCUGCCUCAUCAGCGCCGUCUGCGGGAUGGUGGGAAACGGCAUAGUCCUGUGGUACCUCGGCUUUCGCAUCCGGAGGAACCACUUCACUGUCUACAUCGUCAACCUGGCCGCUGCCGACUUUGGCUACCUCCUCUGCAUCGCCGUUGAGACGGUUCAGUACCUGAUGCAGUUCAACGUGGGGGUGCAGUUCGGGCCCUUCCUCUUCCUGGAUCUUUUCAUGUACGGGACCGGCUUGUAUCUCCUGACCGCUAUCAGCAUCGAGAGGUGCCUCUCCGUCCUCUGUCCAAUCUGGUGCCGAACCCACCGCCCCAAGCACUUGUCCGGCACCAUCUCCGGCUUGCUCUGGGCUCUCUCCCUGCUGCUGAACACGCUCGGCUACGUUUUGUGUACCGUUCGCCGCUCCGACGGGAGCUGCCGGCUCCUGCUCAUCGCCAUCGGAGCCUUGGACUUCGUCUUCUGCACGCCCCUCAUGCUGCUCUUCAGCCUGACCCUCUUCCUUAGAGUCAAGUGCAGCUCCCAAAAGCUCCAGACGGGCAGGCUCUUCACCGUCAUCAUGCUCACCAUCCUCUUCUUCCUCAUUUUCGCCGUGCCUCUGGGCGUCCUGAUCUUCUUUGACUUCUUGGGUUACAAGUUCCUCUACUCCCCGGAGAUCGGCUUUGUGCUGUCCUGCGUGAACAGCAGCCUCAACCCCGUCAUCUACUUCCUCGUGGGGAGCUACAGGGAGCGGAGAAUCAAGUUCACCCUCAGGCUGGCAUUCCAGAGGGCCUUUGAAGAUUCAGCAGAUGACAAAGAGGAACGGGAAAGCCGUAACACGAAAACUGUGUCCUCCUAA